GAAUAAACAGCUUAGCCGCCAACACGAUAGAGGAUAUCCUGAAGAAACCUUUGCACAAAUUGCAUGAAACUACGCUAACUCUGAUCACAAAAUGUCUCGUCUUCCUCUAUGGCAUCCUGAUCAUAGGACUGGCUUAUGGAGCAAGCUCAUUGCAAGGAUCGGUAUCACAGAUGGUUGCAUCCAUCACAGGUCCCUGGGCAGGAACCGUGUUGGGAAUAUUUCUGUUAGGGGCAAUAGUUCCGUGGGCAAACAAAUAUGGGGCCAUAUGUGGUGGAGUUAUUGCUCUUCUUUUUAGCAUGUGGAUAGCAAUAGGAAAUCAAAUGUAUGGAGGAAAGGCAGCAACGGUAUCACCACCGCCUACUGACAUGUGCUUUCAGAACAGUUCUCUGGGACAGUUCACAGUUGAUGGUAUGCUACAGACCAAUUUCUACAAUAUAACAUUUUUUCACUCAGAUUUGGGAAAUAAGUCAGUUAUCGGUCAUAGCAGCCAAAAGCGGCAACAGUCUACAGAGAGAUUUUUUCCUUACGACAUUUCUAACGAAUGGUUCGCCCUUAUUGGCUGCACCAUCACACUAGUAGUGGGUACUGUUAUCAGUUUCUUCACUCGGAAAUGUGCUUUGUCCGUGACAGACCAGAAAUAUCUGUUCCCAUUUAUUCGGAUAUCGUCGGCUUCCAAAACGCCGGACACAAAAUGUGAAGCAAAUCAUGAAGGCGGAAACGAAAUGGCCCACUUAAUGUCGCCUGCCAUUAAAAGCAAGAUUCUCAUUUAA
Messenger RNA from Candidula unifasciata, 770 nucleotides. The record is from the annotation of a GenBank genome assembly. Lineage: Eukaryota; Metazoa; Mollusca; Gastropoda; Stylommatophora; Geomitridae.